CUGGCCAGCUCCAGCUUUCGAUUCUUUUUUUCCGCCCGCUGCUUCGAGCUUGCUUCGAGCCAGCAAAAACGCCAAACCAUCAACAGUCGCAAGGCUGCAGCGCCCCUCCAACACAGCAAAGCCGCGCCGGCUUUCUGCGCACCCCCGGGAAUCAUGGCGACGACAUCGAACAUGUUCCUGUACUCGCUGACGAUCCAGCCGCCAACAACCAUUACGCAGGCGUUGCUGGGUCAGUUCUCGGGGACUAGGGAGCAGCAAAUCAUCAUUGCCUCGGGCUCGCGCCUUUCUCUGUUGCAGCCCGACCCCAGGCAGGGCAAGGUCAACACUCUGUUGUCGCAUGACGUUUUUGGCAUCAUCAGAGCCAUUGCCUCAUUCCGCCUCGCCGGCAGCCACAAAGACUACAUUAUCCUCGCCACAGAUUCCGGCCGCAUUGCCAUCAUUGAGUACCAGCCCAAGACGAACAGAUUCUCGCGGAUUCAUCUCGAGACCUUUGGGAAGUCGGGAGUGCGUCGCGUUGUUCCGGGCCAGUACCUGGCUGCCGACCCCAAAGGGAGAGCGUGCUUGAUCGCUUCAAUCGAGAAGAACAAGCUGGUUUACGUCCUGAAUCGAAACGCGCAAGCUGAGCUGACCAUCUCGUCGCCGCUUGAAGCCCACAAGCCAGGUGUUUUGGUUUUGUCCCUUGUUGCGCUCGAUGUCGGUUACGCCAACCCGGUCUUUGCGGCCCUUGAAAUCGACUACACCGAAGCCGACCAGGACCCGACAGGCGAGGCAGCCAAGGAGACCGAGGCCCAACUCGUCUACUACGAGCUUGACUUGGGCUUGAACCACGUUGUGCGCAAGUGGUCGGACGUCGUCGACCCGACCUCGUCCCUCCUUUUCCAGGUUCCGGGAGGCAACGAUGGCCCCAGUGGUGUCCUAGUCUGUGGGGAGGAGAAUAUCACGUACCGCCACUCCAACCAAGAAGCCUUCCGCGUUCCCAUUCCCAGGCGUCGCGGUGCUACCGAGGACCCGCAGAGGAAGCGCACCAUUGUCUCGGGUGUGAUGCACAAGCUGAAGGGCAGCGCAGGCGCCUUCUUUUUCCUGGUUCAAACAGAAGACGGCGAUCUAAUGAAGGUCACACUAGACAUGGUCGAAGACAACGAUGGUAACCCGACUGGCGAGGUUCGUCGUCUCAAGAUCAAAUACUUUGACACGAUACCCAUCGCCAAGAGCUUGUGCAUCCUGAAGAGUGGCUUCCUCUUCGCAGCCAGCGAAUUUGGUAACCACCACUUUUACCAGUUCGAGAAGCUUGGGGACGACGACGACGAGCAGGAGUUCACAAGCGACGACUUCCCGACAGACCCUCGGGCAUCGUAUAACCCCGUUUAUUUCCGCCCUCGCCCCCUGGAGAACCUGGUGCUUGUGGAGAGCAUCGAUUCGAUGAACCCUUUGGUCGACUGCAAGGUCGCCAAUUUAACUGGCGAAGAUGCGCCACAGAUCUACGCGGUCUGCGGAAACAGGGCGAGAAGUACCUUCCGUAUGCUGAAGCAUGGCCUGGAGGUGUCGGAAAUUGUUGCGUCCGAGUUGCCGGGCACGCCAGCGGCGGUCUGGACAACCAAGCUCACCAAGUAUGAUGAGUAUGACGGCUACAUCGUGCUGUCCUUCACAAACGCAACACUUGUCCUGAGCAUCGGGGAGACGGUUGAAGAAGUCACUGAAAGCGGUUUCUUGACCAGCGUGCCCACCCUGGCUGUCCAGCAAAUGGGUGAGGAGGGGUUAAUACAGGUGCACCCCAAAGGUAUUCGGCACAUCGUCCAGGGGCGCGUCAACGAAUGGCCGGCUCCCCAGCAUCGAUCGAUCGUUGCUGCUGCGACGAAUGAGAACCAGGUCGUAAUCGCCCUGAGCUCUGGCGAGAUUGUCUACUUUGAGAUGGAUGCCGAUGGGUCUCUUGCCGAGUACGACGAGAAGAAAGAGAUGUCUGGCACGGUGACGUCCCUCAGCAUUGGCAAGGUGCCCGAAGGGCUGAGGCGGAGUUCGUUCUUGGCUGUUGGCUGUGACGACUGCACAGUUCGCAUUCUCAGCCUUGAUCCCGAGUCAACGCUGGAGAUGAAGUCCAUACAGGCCCUCACAUCGGCGCCAUCAUCGCUUUCCAUCAUGUCUAUGGAGGAUUCAACCGGCGGCAUGACGUUGUACCUGCAUAUCGGCCUUCAUUCUGGAGUCUAUUUGAGGACCGUCUUGGAUGAGGUGACCGGCGAGCUGACCGACACGCGGCAAAAGUUUCUUGGGCCGAAGCCCACAAAGCUGUUCCAGGUCUCUGUGCAGAACCAGGCGUGCGUUCUCGCGCUCAGCUCGAGGCCAUGGCUUGGCUACACCGAUCCUAUUACCAAGAACUUCGUGAUGACGCCGCUAAACUAUUCCGAGCUUGAGUAUGGUUGGAACUUCAACAGCGAGCAGUGCUUGGAAGGCAUGGUCGGCAUCCAUGCGAAUUUCCUCAGGAUCUUCACAAUUGACAAGCUGGGCGAAACCAUGAUUCAGAAGUCAAUCCCACUCACCUACACCCCAAAGAGGCUGGUGAAGCAUCCUGAGCAGCCGUACUUCUACACUAUCGAAUCCGACAACAACACCAUACCGCCCGAGUUGCGGGCGCAACUCCUAGCUCAGUCAGGGGCCGUCAAUGGAGAUGCAACGGUUCUGCCGCCGGAAGAUUUUGGUUACCCCCGGGCAACGGGCCGAUGGGCAUCCUGCAUCAGCAUCGUGGACCCGCUUGGUGACGAGCCCAAAGUCUUGCAAAGGAUCGACCUUGAGGGCAACGAGGCAGCGGUGAGUGCCGCCGUCGUUCCCUUUGCCAGUCAAGAAGGCGAGAGCUUCCUCGUUGUCGGAACCGGAAAGGAUAUGGUGCUCAACCCACGCAAAUUCACCGAAGGAUAUAUUCAUGUGUACCGGUUCCACGAGGAUGGCAGGGAGCUUGAGUUCAUCCACAAGACCAAGGUCGAGGAGCCUCCCCUGGCUCUAAUUCCAUUCCAGGGGCGCCUCCUUGCUGGCAUCGGCAAGAUGCUCCGGGUUUACGAUCUCGGUCUCCGGCAGUUGCUCAGAAAAGCGCAAGGGGAAGUAGCGCCGCAACUCAUUGUCACGCUCCAGACUCAGGGCAGCCGGAUCAUCGUGGGCGACGUCCAACAAGGCGUAACAUAUGUCGUUUACAAGCCGGAGAGCAACAAGCUGCUGGUCUUUGCCGAUGACACCAUCAACAGGUGGACUACGUGCACCACCAUGGUGGAUUACGAAUCAGUUGCUGGCGGCGACAAGUUCGGCAACGUCUGGAUUCUUCGUUGCCCCGAACGAGCCAGCCAGGAGAGCGACGAGCCGGGCUCGGAAAUCCAGCUGCUCCACGCCCGUAAAUACCUCCAUGGCGCCCCGAACCGCUUGGACCUGAUGGUGCAUUUCUAUACGCAGGAUUUGCCCACGAGCAUUGUCAAGACCAACUUGGUAGUGGGCGGACAGGACGUGCUGGUAUGGAGCGGGAUCCAGGGCACCGUCGGUGUGCUGAUUCCGUUUGUCAGCCGCGAGGAUGUGGACUUCUUCCAGAGCCUGGAGAGCCACAUGCGGGCUGAGGACCCGCCGCUCGCGGGGCGCGACCACCUGAUCUAUCGCGGAUACUAUGUACCUGUCAAGGGCGUCAUCGACGGCGAUCUCUGCGAGAGGUUUAGUCUGUUACCCAACGACAAGAAACAGAUGAUUGCUGGGGAGCUGGACCGCUCGGUGCGGGAAAUCGAGCGCAAGAUUUCGGACAUUCGGACACGAUCUGCUUUCUGAGUUGGAUGACGAGCAAGAUGGACAUGUGUGUGUUGGACUGUGGAACGGGCAGUGUAUUAUGACUUGCAAGCGGGCGGCGCUCUAGGAGGAAUCGGCGUUUAAUGUCACA
Molecule: messenger RNA, 3898 nt
Organism: Thermothelomyces thermophilus ATCC 42464
Lineage: Eukaryota; Fungi; Ascomycota; Sordariomycetes; Sordariales; Chaetomiaceae
Exons: 4
Coding region: 154-3789 (1211 amino acids)
Biological process (GO): mRNA splicing, via spliceosome
Cellular component (GO): nucleus; U2 snRNP
Molecular function (GO): U2 snRNA binding; protein binding
Source: RefSeq, a predicted model, not a curated record